Messenger RNA from Nicotiana tabacum (common tobacco), 695 nucleotides. Lineage: Eukaryota; Viridiplantae; Streptophyta; Magnoliopsida; Solanales; Solanaceae. The record is from RefSeq and is a predicted model, not a curated record.
CAUUAGGACAACUUCCUUCUUUGAAAUUCCUUGCAAUUCGAGGGAUGCGUCGAAUAACAGAUGUGACUGACGAAUUCUAUGGUAGUUCAUCCUCCAAAAAGCCUUUUAACUCUCUAGAGCGACUUGAAUUUGCAGAGAUGUUGGAGUGGAAGCAGUGGCACGUACUAGGGAAUGGAGAGUUUCCUAUACUUCAGAAUCUUUCAAUUAAAAAUUGCCCCAAGUUGAUUGGAAGAGNUCAACUUCAGAAGAUGAAACAGAUAGUUGAAUUAGAUAUUUACAAUUGUCAGUCUCUUACCUCCUUGCCUUUUAGCCGUAUGCCAAAUACCUUGAAGGAAAUAAAGUUAAAUUAUUGUGGGAAAUUGAAAUUGGAGUCAUCAGUUGGUGAUGUGAUUUCUGGAGGAAGUAACAUGUUUCUGGAGAAUUUGGAACUGGAAGGAUGUGAUUCUAUAAAUGAGAUAUCACCUGAGUUGGUCCCACAAGCACGCUCUUUGAAAGUAAGAAGUUGCCACAGCCUUACAAGGCUUUUGAUUCCCAACGGGGCUGAAGAUCUCAUAAUUUAUGGAUGUGAGAAUCUUGAAAUACUUUCGGUGGCUCAAACGACGUCAACUUUGGAUAUUAGCAACUGCGAGAAGCUGAAGUCGCUGCCAGAACAUAUGAAGGAACUCCUUCCAUCUCUUAAGAAACUAUGUUUGGAU